AUGUCCAGAGCUGCAGAAUCCCUCGCCGAUCCAGAGAUCAAAGCAGAGUGGGAGAAGGAGACGGCAUCCACCUUGAAGCAGCUAGGCUUUCCGACUACUGAGGGCCCUACGAAUGCGGUGCACCUGUUGCCAAAAGCGUCUACAUGCCUCACCCGCCGUUUGGCGGCUUUGGGCGAGUUUCUCAUGGAGCUGGAAAAGGCUCAGAAGGCGGAGGGUGAAACGAAAUCCAAAAACGCAGCGCCGGGAGCUCCGGAAUCAAUCCUGUCGAAGACACUGACCAAGAUGCGGGCAGUCUACAGUACCAUGGAUUCUUGUGGCGAUGUUUUGGGUGCCCUCCAAACGGAAGGCCUCAUGACAGGCUUUUAUGAGAUCGAAGGCAAGGUCAAGGUUGAAAUGGAGACCGCACGGCGAGUGCUGAUCGAAUCCUGGGAUGUCGAGAAUCGUGCAAGGAGUGCCUGA
Molecule: messenger RNA, 459 nt
Organism: Symbiodinium sp. CCMP2592
Lineage: Eukaryota; Dinophyceae; Suessiales; Symbiodiniaceae
Source: the annotation of a GenBank genome assembly